Molecule: messenger RNA, 2192 nt
Organism: Triticum aestivum (bread wheat)
Lineage: Eukaryota; Viridiplantae; Streptophyta; Magnoliopsida; Poales; Poaceae
Product: CASP-like protein 5B3
Exons: 4
Coding region: 153-620 (155 amino acids)
Cellular component (GO): membrane
Source: RefSeq, a predicted model, not a curated record
CUCCUGCUCAUCAUAGCCAUCACCUUUCCCAUCCCUCCCCACACGAGCUAAGCGCACACAGCAACUGCCACAGAUCCACGCCAGGAAGGGCUCCAUCGGCGUCUCCGCCUCACCUCUCUGCAGCAAGCAGAGCAGAGGCAGGCAGGCAGGGGAUGAAGCGCGUGGCGGGGAGCCCGGGGACAUGGAGCGGCAUGGCGCUACGGCUGUCGCAGUGCGUCUUCGCCGCCGCCUCCACCUUCGCCAUGGUCUCGGGCUUCGGCUACUCCAACUACAGCGCCUUCUUCUACUUGAUUGCAGCGUUGAUCCUGCAGCUUAUGUGGAGUUUGCGCCUUGCUUAUAAGGAUAUCUUUGCUCUAAGGAAUAAAAAGGAUCUUCACACCCGGGAUAAUCUAUUGUUCAUUGUUAUAGUUGACUGGGUCGUGGCGAUUUUCAUGUUCUCCGGAUCCUGUGCCUCCGCGAGCCUGACAAUUUUAUUCAUGUGGGAUGUGAACUUAUGCAACGCAUAUUCGCGGCUGGCCUGCCGGCAGUUCGCGCUUUCGGUCGUCCUGGCGUUCAUCACAUGGUUGCUGCAAGCUGCAUCUUCUUUCUCAGGGUUCUGGCUACUGAUUUCAUUCUUCUAGUGAUCUCACGUGCUCAUAAACGCCGUCACGUCAUGCUAAUUGUCAGUCGGAACUCAGGAGGAUAAUUCGGUUGAAAUGUGCCCGGGACACUUGCUAGAUUUCAGUCAUGGGAACGCAUCCUUCAUCACUUGUUAGAUAGAUGGAUUGUCUGUUUGAUAGUAGCUCACCUUUAUUCUAGAAGUUGGUUGUGAUGAUCUGGGAUCCUUAAUAUGAAGAGUAAUAUAUAUGGAGAUAACUCGGCGUCGAAGGUACCUGAAAAAUGCUCUGGUUAUUGUGCAAUGCAAUUUUAUAUCUCUUCAACAACAACAAAAAAAGUCGAAGACAUUUUCGGAAGGAAGUUGUUGAAGAUAUAGGUAUGGAGACCUGGUUCAUAAAUUCAGAAGGAAGCAAUAUAUAUUCGUUGACAGAAAAGUUUUGAUCGUACAUAGUUUGCAACAGCAUCCAUCAAAAUAAGCAUAGCAACUUCUCGAUUAAUAUAAUUAACAGCAUAAAGUUCAUCGCCAGUCUAAAAAGGACAUGUAGGUGACAAUACAAAAUACUACUACUACUCGGUCCAGCAAACGUUGGGAGUCUCACUAACUGCAUGUGUAGAGUGAUCCACAGCAAUCACUCCCAAUUGCCUUGAACAGAAUGUGAGCUCAAGACAAAUCUUCCAAGAAAUUGACUGCCAGGUCCAGGUCCCAUUAAUGUGGAUAAUUAUGCACACCGAACCUGGGAAAGGUGCGCUGCUUCACCACACUACCUUGCCAUACUAAUGCACAUCUAUUCAACGGCUUGUCUGGUUCCUCGUCGUCUUCGUCAUCCACGUACUAGAUUUAUUUGAUAACUGCUCUUUUCAUGCGUUCAGUUCAUCACCAGUCUAAAAAGGACUUGUUGAUGAAGUACUACUCGGUCCAGCAAACGUUGGGACACUAACUUCAUAACAAGUUAUUUGACAGAAAUACAGCAAGCUAGCUGCCGAGUUCAGAGACCUACGCCAAUUUCUGCGCCAAGACCGUCAAACUGGUUGCCCCCAAUCCAAGGAUGUGCAAAGCUAAAUGCAGAUGCAGCGGUUUCAGCAGGAAGGAGGCAUGCAGCAGUGGGUGCAGUUUGCAGGGAUCAGCAAGGGGUGUUUCUCGGAGCAUCGGUCAUUGUUGUUAAACAUAUAGGUGACCCAGCUACACUUGAGGCAAUGGCAAUCAGGGGAGCAUUAUCCCUCUCAGCAGAUCUAUAUGUCCAGAACAUCCAUGUUGCUUCAGAUUGCAAGGUGGUGGUAGAUGAUGUGAGGAAUGGCACAUCUGCAGCUUAUGGUUCAGUCAUUAAGGAAAUUAUAGACAGGUCUUCAGAUUUUCUCUUUUGUAAUAUAGUUCAUGAGUUUAGGAGCUCAAAUUUUGAAGCUCCCAAACCGGUUUUACUCCUACGCGACCGACCGCUAGAGCGCUCGAUCCUAAUCUUUUCUCCCCCCCUAUUCCAACUGUGGGGGCCCGGACGCGUGGCACUUUUCCCCCUCAAUUAAACAAAACAGGAAAGAUUAGGGCCUGUCUGAAAUCGGCCGCUGAAACGCGCGCGCGUCAGAUAGCAACGCCCCUCCCA